Pan troglodytes (chimpanzee) is the source of this 5835-nucleotide messenger RNA. Its product is annotated as protein mono-ADP-ribosyltransferase PARP4-like. NCBI's taxonomy places the organism in Eukaryota, Metazoa, Chordata, Mammalia, Primates, Hominidae. Gene Ontology annotation, cellular component: cytoplasm. Gene Ontology annotation, molecular function: NAD+ poly-ADP-ribosyltransferase activity. The record is from RefSeq and is a predicted model, not a curated record.
GUCCCCGCGCAUGACACAAAUUUGGCCCCGAGGGAGCUCCGUGUGCUCAGCCUCAGAGCCGUAGGCGAGAGCGCCUGUCUGCAUGAGUGAGCACAUGGGUGUCUUUGAGUCUGUAGGUGUCACAGAGAGGAGAUCAGGAGCUGCCUGCUCACAGGCACUUUGGGACCCCGAAAGAAAAGGCUGUGCCGAGAGAGUUCUUCCUGUCAGAGGUGUCAUGAAGACUGGACAUGGGCCUAUCAGGGCCAUGGGCAUGAUGUCAGCCAAGGAACUCGCAGCCUGCCUCUGCCAAGAGACCAGCAUCUCGGCCUGAGCACUCCCAGCCUCCCAUCGCCUUCAACCUGGCUGCAUUCAGCUGCCAUGCCCCUACCUCCUUGUGUGGUCAGCACCCACCAGGACUUCAUCUUGGGGCACCCAAAGGCCGAGGACAUUGCUGGCCAGCAGGAAAUUCAUGGUGCAUCCAGGAAGACUUCCAAGAGGUGGUGGAGCAGGGGGCGCCACACCCAGACAGCUGUGUGUAAUUGCGCAGCUGCGGGUUGCUGUGGGUGCUGGCCGGCAGUGCAUUCUGGGCACACUGGACUGUGUCACCGCAUGCAGGCUGUGGCCGGAGGGGGAACUGCUGGCCGCCAAGGCCUAUGUGCCUGGAAACCAGCAGGGCUGCUGCAGGAGGAGGGCUGCAGGAUGCUCCAGCUCAGACCUGACUCAGGGUUUUAGAGGGCACGGGGCAUAAGGCUGUGGACAUAGACAGCCCUACUGCGCAGGAAGAGCAUAAACCAGCCAGAGGGCAUGCAUGUGGGCUGCUGUUGGAUUCUGUUCUCCUUUGAGGUAGGGAAGGAUGUGUUUCUAUUUUAUGGAUGAGCAAACUGAGGCAGAAUGCUGGAGUGAUUUCCCCCAGCAUCGAUGGCAGAUUUAGCUCCAGGGCUUAGAUUUUAGGAUCCUCCCUCUCAAAUACCAUGAUGUAUCAUGGGCUUUCUCUCCACAGAAAAUUAGAAACUAGGAAAUGGAAAGGGAACAAUGAAACUUACCCAUUCUCCCACUGCUCACAUUUCCUUCUGGUUUUUUUGCGUGUGCAUAUAAAAUAUAUCUCAGAAAAUUGAGUUUGUGCUGUGGAUGCCAUUUAUAUCCUACCUUUUAUACUCAGUAGAUCAUGAAAAUCCCCUUUGUUGCUAAUUAUAUUUCCUGGCAGCCCCAUGGCCCGUCCUAUGCACGUGCUGUUAUUCCUUUGGAGAGUCCUAGAUUUUUGCUCUUAGUUGUAACACAUCAUGAGUGACAUCCUGUCUCCACGAUGUUUUCUCCUUAAGAUGGAGACAGAUAUAGCGCUCCUGGAUCAGAGAGCACUGCCACCUAUAGGAUCCUUGACUUCAGGAGCUGUCCCCCUAACCAUCUGGUCACCUCUCAUCCUCCACCCAGCUCUGAUGCUCACUGCAAAUUGUUUGCCAACCUAACAGGUGAACCCUCAGCUGUUCUGAUGAGUACUCCUCUGACUGCUGGAAGGUGACAGGAAGGAGUUUUAGCAACAUUAAAACCACUGAGACUGGGGAUGUGGGGGCAUCAUUAAUGUCAGCCCCCUCCCCACCAAGCGCGUGCGCGCACACACACACACACACACACACACACACACUCUUACUCUGCCUCCCAGGUGCUUAAUUUGUAUGGCUUUGGUUUGCUGGUGAGGAAGAAUUUUCUUCUUUCUUUUAUGUGAUUUGAGGCCAUUGUAUUUGUAUCUGGAAAUUGUUAAAAUUGAGGCUCUGUCUCCUUUUCCCAGUGAGAAUUCAUGAGCAUUCCCAACAUUCCCACGUGGACACAGACACAUGCCACGUGUGGCCCCUGUGUUACCUUGUUCUGCCUACAAACACACCCGUGGGUCCAGAGCCCAGCAAGGCCAUAUUGCUAACCCAAAUUUUUGUGGAAAAGGAAACUGAUGCAGGAUCUGCUCAGGGUCAGCCCUGCUGCUGACCAUCUAUGUAACCUCAAAUCUGUCAUCUGUAAAGUGCCUCCCCCACAGGGUGACGGAGAGAUUGAGGGGAAUGCAGGGUCGAUGGCUGCACCCCGGGAAGUGCAGCUGUGGGUUCUGGGAAUGGCAUGGCGUGGGGGUCCCUCCAAAGGGACACAGGUCUCUGCAGUCCUGUAGGAAGGAAGCUACCCAGGCCAGGUGCAUAGGGACAGGAUUUACCUUGACCCAAUCAUCUGAGUAGUUGAGGGGUUGUGGGGAAGGGGCCAGCCCAUCCUGAGCGACUCUCCCCACAGGCAAGCCCCACGGCAUGCACCAGCUGGCCACACUGCCAAUGAGUUGGAUGUGGAGGACUUAUCACACCUUCUGGUGGCCAACAACCUGGUGGCCACCUGGAUGAGGCCCACAAGUCCCUGCUGGUAGCCCUCUCCUGAGGACUCAGAUGGCCCCGUGCUGGCCCUGCUGGCCUUGCUGUGGCUGGGGAGAGGCUGCUUCUACGAUGCCAACCCAGGUGGGCUGCAGCUGGCAGGUAGGAGCAGGACUCUUCUCUGAGGAGGGCACAGGCCUUCUGUGGCCCUUGCUCUCCACUCCACAACCUGGGCUUUGGAGCAAGCAAACCUUGUUCAGCUCCAGUUCUGCCACCUACCACAGGCCCUCACCUCUUUGACCUUCAGUCUCCUCAUCUGUGUCCUGGCCUUUCGGGUUGUCAUGGAAAUUAGCUGGAGCAGGUACCCCAGGGCCCAGCAGGUUUCCUGCAUACGAAGUGAAAACGGAAGGUCUAUGCCCAGGCAAUGCCACAGAGGAGGAAGACACUGGAACUCACUGAGUUUGGUACACAGAAUGUUGAAAUUCCUCAUCUUCCUCAAGAUUUUGAAGUUGCAGAAUAUAACACCUUGGAGAAAGUGGGAAUGGAGGGAGGCCAGGAAGCUGUGGUUGUGGAGCUGCAGUGUUCGCGGGACUCCAGGGACUGUCCUUUCCUGAUAUCCUCACACUUCCUCCUGGAUGAUGGCAUGCAGUAAGAGCCCAGUGGAUGUCUUGCAGAUAUUUAGAGUUGGCAGAGUGAAUGAAACCAGAGUUUUUGAGCAAACCUUGCAAUGUGAGGCCCUUGUUGCAUGGUUCUCCUGUACGAAACAUCGUGGGAAUCUUGUAGGGUUGCUUUUACCCAAAGUAGUGGAAGAUCGUGAUGUGCAAAGAACAGACGUCGGACACCUUGGAAGUGGGAUUUAUUUCAGUGAUUUGCUCAGUACAAGUAUCAAGUACUCACACCCGGGAGAGAUAGAUGGCACCAGACUCCUGCUCAUUUGUGACGUAGCCCUCGGAAAGUGUAUGGACUUACACGAGAAGAACUUUUCCUUGACUGAAGCACCACCAGGCUACGACAGUGUGCAUGGAGUUUCACAAACAGCCUCUGUCACCACAGACUUAGAGAAUGAUGAAUUUGUUGUCUAUAAAACCAAUCAGGUUAAAAUGAAAUAUAUUAUUAAAUUUCCCAUGCCUGGAGAUCAAAUAAAGGACUUUCAUCCUAGUGAUCAUACUGAAUUAGAGGAAUACAGACCUGAGUUUUCAAAUUUUUCAAAGGAUGAAGAUUACCAGUUACCAGAUGCCAAAACUUCCAGCAGCACCAAGGCCGGCCUCCAGGAUGCCUCUGGGAACUUGGUUCCUCUGGAGGAUGUCCACAUCAAGGGGAGAAUCAUAGACACUGUAGCCCAGGUCAUUGUUUUUCAGACAUACACAAAUAAAAGUCACGUGCCCAUUGAGGCAAAAUAUAUCUUUCCUUUGGAUGACAAGGCCGCUGUGUGUGGCUUCGAAGCCUUCAUCAGUGGGAAGCACAUAGUUGGAGAGAUUAAAGAGAAGGAAGAAGCCCAGCGAGAGUACCGAGAAGCCGUGACCCAGGGCCAUGGCGCUUACCUGAUGAGUCAGGAUGCUCCGACAGAAGACCAAAUGACCAGGCUAUGUUCUCCGAGUUGCCACCCUGUCUCCGUCAAAUGGCAGCAACUCAAUCCAGAUGCACCCAAGGCCCUGCAGGCCCCAGCCCAGGUGCCGUCCUUGUUUUGCAAUGAUCGACUCCUUGUCUAUGGAUUCAUUCCUCACUGCACACAGAUGAUCCACAAGCUGGCAACCCGAGCUCUAAUCAGAGAUUACGAAGAUGGCAUUCUUCACGAAAAUGAAACCAGUCAUGAGAUGAAGAAACAAACCUUGAAAUCUCUGAUUAUUAAACUCAGUAAAGAAAACUCUCUCAUAAUACAAUUUACAAGCUUUGUGGCAGUUGAGAAAAGGGAUGAGAAUGAAUCGCCUUUCCCUGAUAUUCCAAAAGUUUCUGAAGUCAUUGCCAAAGAAGAUGUAGACUUCCUGCCCUACGUGAGCUGGCAGGGGGAGCCCCAAGGAGCCGUCAGGAACCAGCCUCUUUUAGUGUCCUCUGAGUGGCAAGAAUUACGUUCAUCCAAACCAAAACUUAGGGCUAAAAGAAAAAUGAAAUUAUCUAAGCCAGAAAUUUCUGAAGAUUUUGAAGAGGAUGGCUUAGGUGUACUACCAGCUUUCACAUCAACUUUAGAACGUGGAGGUGUGGAAAAGCUAUUGGAUUUAAAUUGGACAGAGUCAUGUAAACCAACAGCAACUGAACCACUAUUUAAGAAAGUUAAGAAACUCCACUGGAAAACAUCUACUUCUAGCCUUUUUUGUGUUUCUGCUCCAGCCUUUGGUUCCUCUCUUUCCCCGGCUGCCCGCUCUCACAAUGCUGCUUCCUUGCCUUUUGCCUCAUAUUGUCAGAUAGCUAGUUUUGGUUUUGCUGCUCCUUCCAGAGGGUUUGAUGCAUCUCAAUUCAGCCAAGGCCCUGCGCCUGGCAGUUGUGCUGAUUGGAUCCCACAGUUGGCGUCUUGUCCCACAGGACCUCCCCAGAACCCCUCUUCUGCACCCUACUGUGGCAUUACUCUUUCAGGGAGCUCAUUGAGCUCUGCACAGUCUGCUCCACUGCAACCUGCUGGAGGCCGUAUGACCAGGCCUUCUGCUGGCACCUUCCCUGAGCUGUAUUCUCCCCAGCUUCAUUUCUCUCUUCCUACAGACCCUGAUCCCAUCAGAGGUUUUGGGUCUUAUCAUCCCUCUGCUUCCUCUCCUUUUCAUUUUCAACCUUCCGCAGCCUCUUUGACUGCCAACCUGAGGCUGCCAAUAGCCUCUGCCUUACCUGAGCCUCUUUACAGUCAGUCCUGGACUACGCCAGUAGAUCUCUGUCUUCUGGAAGAAUCAGUAAGCGGUCUCGAAGGAAGUCAAUAUCCUGACUAUGGUUUUCAAAGUUGCUCUGAAACAGAAAGUCAUGAGCUAUGAGAAGUACUUCUAGACAGCUGCUUUUUACAAAUAAAAUGUGAUACAACAGACAACCAUAUCCCGUGCUUUCUGGAAGUAAAAGAAGAGGAUGAAAUAGUGUGCACACAACACUGGCAGGAUGCUGUGCCUUGGACAGAACUCCUCAGUCUACAGACAGAGGAUGGCUUCUGGAAACUUACACCAGAACUGGGACUUAUAUUAAAUCUUAAUACAAAUGGUUUGCACAGCUUUCUUAAACAAAAAGGCAUUCAAUCUCUAGGUUUACUCUUCUAAGCUAUUUGUAACAGGAGCCUAAAAACUGGGUUUCUUUCAUUGCACUUCAUGGCUCACUGGUUAUUGAAGAUGGCAAACGAGGGGCGCUCUGGAUACAGGUGUAGAAGGAAGAGAACGUCUCCUGGACAUAAUUGCCACAAUGCUGGUACUACAGUUUAUUCGCACCAGGUUGGAAAAAACGGGAAUAGUGUUCAAAUCACUGAUGGAACUGGAUGACGCUUCUAUUUCCAGGUGGCUUUAACUAUAGUAUUAAGGAACUUAUUUAUAUUUUCAACUAUUUAUUUAAUAAACCUUAC